This is a messenger RNA of Adineta ricciae, 810 nucleotides long. The record is from the annotation of a GenBank genome assembly. NCBI's taxonomy places the organism in Eukaryota, Metazoa, Rotifera, Eurotatoria, Adinetida, Adinetidae.
AUGUUUUAUUCCUUUGGGGUUGCCAAAUGUGAUCUAGUACCGUCGAUGGAUUCGGAUUAUGAAUAUGAUUCCGAAGAUGAUUACAGUGUCGAAUGGGAUGAUUACGAAAGAUCACCGGAUGAAGGAAGUUCAGGUGCAGCACAUCUAACGUUGUAUCUUUCAUUUCGACACUCCGGCGACAAACAGAUCAACGGUGAGAAUGGCAUACAAGUAGUUUCUACAGAAGAGAACCGCGGUAUCAUACGAAAACAGGAUAAAUUUCAAGAAAAAUUGUUGACAACUCAAGCGCAACUAGAAGAUAUUUUCUGCAGCUCGACGAAUGGUACGCUCUUAUGGAGCAUCACAAAUGUUGCUGAAAAAAUUGCUGAUGCACGAUCAGAACGACACGCAUCAAUCUAUUCUCCAAUAUUCUAUACAUCAACAACUGGCUACAAGAUGAGAGCACGACUUGAUAUGAACGGCUUUGAUAGUGCACGUGCUACUCAUAUGUCAGUAUUUCUUAUUCUGCUGAAAGGUGAUUAUGACGCUGAAUUGACGUGGCCGUUUACUCUCUCAGUGACAUUUUGCCUUUAUGAUCAAACUGGUGCAGGAAGACACGUCAUCGAUACGUACUAUCCUGGCACAAGAUCUUUUGAUGUAGUACAACCAGGUUCACGCAUAAAUAUUGGCUAUGCAGUACCAAAAUACUGUCCAUUAGGAAUUCUUGAAGGAUCAAACAGCAGCUAUAUUCGUGAUGAUACGAUGUUUCUCGGUGUUACCAUCAAUUUUGAUACGCAAGGAAAAGUUCCUGUACCCUAUACAGUCGCAUAG